Eruca vesicaria subsp. sativa (arugula) is the source of this 1197-nucleotide messenger RNA. Lineage: Eukaryota; Viridiplantae; Streptophyta; Magnoliopsida; Brassicales; Brassicaceae. The record is from the annotation of a GenBank genome assembly.
AUGAAGCUUUUGGAUCUGUUCAUAACCUCGUCGAUACCAGUAGGAAAGAUUCUUCUGAUAACAGGAAUCGGAUUUUACUUGGCUCUUGAUCGUGUUAACAUUCUGAACCAAGAUGCUAGAAAACAGCUCAACAACAUAGUUUUCUAUGUGUUUAGUCCUUCACUUGUUGCAAGCAGUCUAGCUGAGACUAUUACUUAUGAAAGCUUCGUUAAAAUGUGGUUCAUGCCACUCAACGUUCUGCUCACAUUCAUCAUUGGCUCGUUUCUUGGUUGGAUUGUCAUCAAGAUCACUAAACCUCCUCCACAGCUCCGUGGCAUCAUAGUUGGUUGCUGUGCUGCUGGGAAUUUGGGAAACAUGCCACUCAUCAUUAUCCCAGCUAUAUGCAAUGAAAAGGGAAGUCCUUUUGGAGAUCCUGAGACUUGUGAGAAGUACGGACUAAGUUAUGUUGCACUCUCUAUGGCGGUAUGUAACCAUUUCUUAAUCACUUAUUCUUCUAAAGGUUGUGUAAUUAUAAUGAUAAUUACAAGUCAAAAACGUUUGUGUGCUAAUAUUGUGUAUUUGACAGUUUGGAACUUGGAGCAAGAUCAAGCAAAGAGUAUGUUCUGCAGCAGAGAGUAUCAAUCUAGGAACAAUCUUUGCUCCUUCAACUAUUGCAGCGGUUUGUUUCAAUGUUUCAAUGCUACCUUUUGUACGUUCAUAUUAUAUAUGCUUAUAAUCCACUUUUAUUUGCAGCUUAUUGCGCUUGGGAUUGGGCUUAUUCCUACACUAAGGAAGCUAUUAAUUGGCAACACGGCUCCACUCAGAGUGAUUGAGGACUCAGUGUCUCUAUUAGGGGAAGGGACGAUUCCUCUUCUGACUCUGAUUAUAGGAGGAAACCUUCUCAAAGGUCUGAGGGGACCAGGAAUGCACAAGUCAGUCAUAAUGGGAGUGUUGGUUGUGCGUAAUGUGGUGCUGCCAAUAUCAGGUGUUGUGAUAGUGCAAGGAGCUCAUCACUUGGGUUUGAUUACAUCAGAACCGCUCUACCAGUUUGUUCUUUUGCUUCAGUAUGUUGUUCCACCCGCAAUGAAUCUUGGUACAAUGACGCAACUAUUCGAGUCAGGAGAAAGUGAAUGCUCAGUGAUUCUCUUCUGGUCUUACGCUUUGGCUUCUGUUUCUCUCACCCUCUGGCCAACCUUCUUUAUGUGGCUUGUUGCCUGA